This is a messenger RNA of Boleophthalmus pectinirostris (great blue-spotted mudskipper), 1808 nucleotides long. RefSeq lists its product as uncharacterized. Gene Ontology annotation, molecular function: GTP binding. Bases 1 to 1608 code for a protein of 535 amino acids. The record is from RefSeq and is a predicted model, not a curated record. Lineage: Eukaryota; Metazoa; Chordata; Actinopteri; Gobiiformes; Gobiidae. The transcript is spliced from 2 exons.
AUGGUGUUUCUGUGUGUGAGUAGCCUUGGGAUCCACCAGGAUGCAGGAGACAUCUGCUCCACAGGGGCUACAGAAGGGGUGGGGGAGGUGGCAGUAGUGGACACCCCAGACUGGUUUAACACAGAGAAGAGCCCAGAAGAGGUGCGAGCCCAGAUCACGUCGUGUGUCACUCUGUCAAGUCCGGGACCACAUGCCUUUCUUAUGUGUGUCCCUGUGGAUCAACCUGCCAAAAUUGAACUGCAGGCUCUGCGAGCUCUGGGCAGUGUUUUCGGCACAGACGCUGUUCAGAAACACACUAUAGCAAUCUUUACAUUUUCAGACCGACUCAGGGACAGCGGAAAAGCUAAAGGCAAAGGCACUGAAGCAUACAUUUCUAGUGAGAGGCCGGAUUUGUUAAAAUUGGUGGAGAAGUGUACAGAUAGGUUUCAUAUUAUGGAGAGAGAUACACGUACAGGUGCGAGCAAUGUGGCCGAGCUGCUGGAGAUGGUAGAUCAGACAGUUAAAGAAGCAGGGGGACAGUACUUCUCCUCACCUGCUUUUCAGGAGGCAGAGGACAAAGUGAGGCAAAGGCAGCUUGAGAUAGCCAGAGAGCAGAGAGGAUUAAAGCAAGAAUCCUACAAACAAGAAGACUUGAGGCUGCUUAACUCCGAAAGACGACGCACUUUCUCCUAUAUGCAGCCCCUUGAGGAAGAGGACAUGACUGAAGAGAUGGAGAAAAUGAGGGAGGAAGCUGAGAUGAGUGUUAGUACAAUGAAUAUCGAAAGCCUUCCUCCAGUUUUACUCUCUAACUUUUCCCCAUCAAUGCUGCAGUACGUCAGAGAUAAGAUGGAGUCAGGUAUGAAAACAUUACCAGGCUUGUUGUCAGAUGGUUCCACGUGGGUCACUAAAGGAGCUGAGUCUCUGAGGAGUAGUCCAAUGUGGGGGAAAGUAGGGAGCAGUGCACAAAGUGUUCAGAAAAUGCUUGCGGAUAGUUCUGUGUGGGAACAAGUAGGAGCAAGAAAAGAGCAGAUUUCCAAAGCAGUUGGAGGUAAAAUUCCCAAAGUGGUAGUAGACGGAUCUGCAUGGGUGGGCUCAGGGGCAAAAGCAGCAGCUGCCAGUCCAGUCUGGAGCAAAGUAGGUUCUGGGGCCAAAACCGGGGCCCAGUUAGUAGCAAAGAACUCAGUGCGACUUGGAUCUGAACUUGGGACUGGAGCAAAGAACCUGGCUCAAAGUCCUGUAUGGGGAAAAAUGGGUUCAGGGGUUAAAUCUGGUGCCCAAAUGGUGGUUGAAAGUCCCGUGUGGGGAAAGAUGGGGUCCGGAGCCAAAGCAGGGGCCCAAAUGGUAGCCAAAAGUCCAGUGUGGGAGAAAAUAGGGGAGACUGCUAAACAGGUGCCAAAGGUGGUGAUUGCAGGAGCUGUGCUAGGACUAGUGCUUGGUGUGUUCCUUGGAGGUGUGUUAGGAGGCGCUAUAGGGGCAGGGGCUGGAUCUGCACUAAGUGAAGUGGGCAGACGCAAGUUACAAAAUAAAAGAACUCUGGAAAAUUCACAAAUUAGAAAUGUGGAUAGAAAUGUAAGCAACGCUGUCGACUCUCUGGUAAAAAGUGGUGAGAAAGUGUUCAAACAAGAAUAAAUAAAUUUUCUUUGCGCUUUUGUACACAACUAUUUUCAACAGAAUUAACAGUGUAAUAGUAUGACAAUGGUGGCUAUUUUAUGUUGGAUAACCCCUUAUUGAUUUGCACAAAAUCUAUUUAUAUCAUUAAAUACGUUGUAAAUAUUUCUCUUUGUGUUGCACAACAGCUUUACUUGAAAUAAAUAACUAUAUUACAGUCA